CCGAGGUGCCAUCCGCCACCUUCUUCACCGCGCUGCUCUCGCUGCUGGUGUCCGGGCCCCGCCUGUUCCUGCUGCAGCCGCCCCUGGCGCCCUCGGGCCUCUCGCUGCGGUCCGAGGCCCUGCGCAACUGGCAAGCCACUAUGGAAGGAGAGGUCAGGAUUACAGCCGAGGAGACUGGCACACAGAGUGUUAAGUGAUACCCACUCAAUCCACCCUGAAGCUGUUACAAUUAAUUAACCCUCAAACUGCCCGGUGAGAUAGCCAGUCACAGACUUGCUCCAGGUCUGGGGAAGAGCAAGGGCUGGAUGUCACACUUCUGCUUUGAGCCUUGGGUCCUCCAGUGCUGUCUCCCACUGCCUUUCAUGGCUCCUGGCUGAUUUGCUCUGGUGCUGACAGCCUGCCACUCCCCCUUCCCGAGUUUACAGGCUGGUGACGUACAUCUUUGUCUACGAGAAUCCAAUCUCCCUGCUCUGCGGUGCCAUCAUCAUCUGGCGCUUUGCUGGCAAUUUCGAGAGAACCGUGGGCACCGUCCGCCAUUGCUUCUUCACCGUGAUCUUCGCCAUCUUCUCUGCUAUCAUCUUCCUGUCGUUUGAAGCCGUGUCAUCGCUUUCGAAGCUGGGGGAGGUGGAGGAUGCCAGAGGCUUCACCCCCGUGGCUUUUGCCAUGCUGGGCGUCAACUCUGUCCGCUCUCGGAUGAGGAGGGCCCUGGUCUUUGGCAUGGUUGUGCCCUCGAUGCUGGUGCCGUGGCUCCUGCUCUGUGCCUCCUGGCUCAUUCCCCAGACCUCCUUCCUCAGUAAUGUCUGCGGACUUGGGAUUGGGCUGACAUAUGGCCUCACCUACUGCUACUCCAUCGACCUCUCAGAGCGAGUAGCCCUGAAGCUCGACCAGAAGUUCCCCUUCAGCCUGAUGAGGAGGAUUUCGGUGUUCAAGUACAUCUCGGGCUCUUCAGCCGAAAGAAGGGCAGCCCACAGCCGGAAGCUGAACCCUGUGCCCGGCUCCUACCCCACGCAGAGUGGCCACCCUCACCUGUCCCCGAGCCACCCUGUCGCCCAGAUGCAGCAUGCCAGUGGCCAGAAACUAGCCCCCUGGCCAGCCUGCGCUCCCGGGCACAUGCCCAGCCUGCCUCCAUACCAGCCGGCCUCCGGCCUGUGUUACGUACAGAACCAUUUUGGCACAACCCCUAACUCCUCCGGUGUCUACCCGGCUACCGCGGGUGCCUCCCUGGGGGUCCAGCCUCCCACCCCUCUCAACUGCCCUGGCACUGUGUAUUCUGGGGCCCUGGCCGCUCCAGCGGCUGCGGGCUCCAAGGAGUGCUCAAGGGUCCUGAUCCCCUGAUAGGGAAUCUCUAGGGAAGUUCUCUCCCAUCUUGGCUUUCUGAAGAAGGUCCUCUCCGAGCUGAGCUAAGAUUUUCUUGACAAAAAAUUAUUUAUCAAACACCUCUAUGUGCCAGGCUCUGUGUCGAGUAUUUUGAUAUAUAUCCUAUUUCAACCCUGUUCAUCCUCACCACAACUUUGUGAAGUGCGAUUUAGCGUCACCAGUUUACAGACCUGGAGGGCGAGACGCUCUGCAGUCACAUGAAGUCACGUAGUUUUCGUAGUGGCACAUCCGGGCUUCUGGGCUCCGGGGCCCCUCCCACCUGCCGCCCUGCCUCCCAGAGAAGGCCUGGAAGGUGAGGGUCAGCAGCGACUGCCAGCAGCCAAUCCUAACUCUGCGUUUCCUCCCCGUGUGUGUGGUGCUCUUGGUUCCAGUGCCCGCUUGUCUGUGUCUACUCUUCGGGAGCUCCCAGCUGCCCUGCCGGGCAGUCCCCGGGCCCGUGUAGUAUUUCUCCCCUACAGUGGCCCAGCCCCCGCCCCGGCCUUGUGCCCCAGGGGCGGUGAGGUGGGCCGCGUGAGCCACAGCAGCAUGCUGAUGGAUCCAUAGUGUUGAUUACCUUUGUAUAAAGAAACAGCCUCCAACCUG
Prionailurus viverrinus (fishing cat) is the source of this 1959-nucleotide messenger RNA. It is a transcript of the gene RHBDD2, whose product is annotated as rhomboid domain containing 2. Bases 664 to 1335 code for a protein of 223 amino acids. Gene Ontology annotation, molecular function: serine-type endopeptidase activity. The record is from RefSeq and is a predicted model, not a curated record. The transcript is spliced from 6 exons. NCBI's taxonomy places the organism in Eukaryota, Metazoa, Chordata, Mammalia, Carnivora, Felidae. Gene Ontology annotation, cellular component: membrane.